This is a messenger RNA of Toxorhynchites rutilus septentrionalis, 3073 nucleotides long. Its product is annotated as TATA-box-binding protein-like. Gene Ontology annotation, molecular function: general transcription initiation factor activity; DNA binding. Bases 1137 to 2963 code for a protein of 608 amino acids. Lineage: Eukaryota; Metazoa; Arthropoda; Insecta; Diptera; Culicidae. Gene Ontology annotation, biological process: DNA-templated transcription initiation. The record is from RefSeq and is a predicted model, not a curated record. The transcript is spliced from 4 exons.
CGCACAUUCAUGCAUACAUUUUCCCUCAUUCGUUUUUUCAAAAAUGGCCGAGUAGGUAGUGCUGAUUGAGUACUCGCCAUCAGUCCAAUAAAGCAGAGUGCACUUUAGAGUUCCCCUUUUCUAGGUAGUGUGAAAACUUUUGAUGAAUUUUGGGCUCUGAUAAAACGUCUGAAAUUGUUAUCCGGAAGUUGCCUGUUCGUGUGCCUGUUGACCGUGUGUCGAAAGAAGAGAAAAAAAAGUAUCCAAAACGGAAAGAAACUAGAAGAAAUAAAAAUCGGUGGUCCCCCAUUCGUUGAAUUAUCGCGAAAUAUAGGGAAAAGAUUUAAUUUGCCAUUUUUUUCAAAUCAGCCACUAUAUUGCAAAUCGCCAGUUCCAUCGAAACGAAAAAAGAAGAAGGUGGUGAAAAGAGGAAGAUCAGAAAAAAAGUGGAAAUUAUUAGUAUAGGAUUUUCCCCAAUCAGCAGAUUCUCCUCGUGUGCAAGAGCUUGCGAAACUUAGAAAAUUCUGUUCCGAGUUCCAGUGAGGGGAAAGAAAAUUCUAUAGUUUCACGGUGGAUUGGAGCGGUACUCUUUGAUGCGCUUUAGGGCCAAUAGAAUACCGAAGCACACCGCGCUACGUACACAUAACCAUCUGGCAUUUUCCGUUGCUUGAGCCGCCGGCACUGAGUACCGAUUGAUUACUCCCAACCACCGGACGGACGGAAACUUCACAGCAGCAGCAGAUGGGAAGAAUCGAGCAUAACUACUGAGAGAGAGAGGAAAAAUCAAAACAUACACGUGAUUAAGUGAUUAAUAUAGCCAGAGGAAAAGAGAAGAUUUUAUUUAUCGCGUUUGCCGUUACACACACCCAGAGCGAAUGCGCCUCAGUGAGUUUAGUGUUUGAUAAAAAUCCUAUGUAGUAGAGAAGGAAGCGAAUUUGUGAAACAUAGACAACACACAGUGUGUGCAUUGAAGAACAGAGUGUGUGUUUGUAUCCAAAAUUUUGCCAAACUGUGGAAAACAAGUGGGCGAAAGUGGUGAAUUAUUUAUCGAUCUAGUAUAAUCGAUAGUGUGAGAAAGAAGUUCGGAAAGAGAAAAAGCAAGAACGAGACCACGAAGAAGUAACAAAUAAGUCGCUUGCGAGAGUGCACUAGUUUUUAUGUAUUGCAGUAACCAGAGUAGUAUGGCUACUCUGUUACAGCAGAAAAAUUUUAUGAAAAAUCUGACUAAUGGAUCAAACAACGUGGUGGUCGUAAAUGGCACCGACGAUAACCAGACAACGACAUUGGUAGCAGCGGGUGCUACUAUGACCACCAUUCCUGGGGCCGCAUCCCGAAUGCUGCUCCCACACGAAACGGUGGUUUUGCCAUCACUAGCUACCACUACACUGGUACACCAGCAGCCGCUGCUACAUCAACAGACUACUCUAAACAAUGCAUUCACCACAACACAUUCACCUGCCUCCAGUACUACGAUCAGUUUAAAUAGUUCGAAUAGUGUAAGCAGUUUCAACAGUCAGUUCAUCAACCAUCUCCAGAGCAAUCAUCAUAUAACGACACAACAGCUUUUUGGCAACAGCAGUCAGCAGAUUGUGUCAACUACAGCUCCCACCACCUCCUUCCAGAGUCCGUUCAAUAAUGCCUACGCAGACCUGAAUGCAAUAUUUCGCACGGCAGCGUCGUCUUCACCCGCCACUACUAGCAUCGUAUCGAUGCAAUCGUUUGCAUCACCUCAUCAGCAUCAGCUGCCACACAUGGCGAAUUCCGCUAGCUCCUUAGUUUAUGUCAAUGGGACUCAACAUAACACGAUAUUGACACCAAAGCAACAUCAACCUAGCCAGCAGCAAGUCCAUUCUCAAACGCACCCUCACCAACAACAACAGACUGUUUCCAAGAGCCAGACUGCAGAAAACAUAACUGCGCACACCAACGCCAUCAAGGGUACUGCGGUAUCCGAUGGUUGUGGUGAACGUGAUAAUAGUACCGGUGUAGUUACCGGAACACAGGAUCAAUCUGCCACUGCCACUGCGACAGACGGUCUGGAUACCAAAACCACCGAUAAAGAAGAUGACCAAGAUCAGGAAGCGGAGCCUGAGAUUGACAUUGUUAUCAAUAAUGUAGUGUGUUCGUUUAGCGUGCGCUGUCAUCUCAAUCUGCGUGAUAUUGCGCUCAAAGGUUUCAACGUGGAAUUCCGUCGGGAGAACGGAAUGGUCACCAUGAAGCUACGACGUCCAUACACAACCGCGUCGAUUUGGUCUUCGGGGAAGAUCACCUGCACUGGUGCUACAUCGGAAGAUCAGGCGAAGAUUGCGGCCAGACGUUACUCGCGUUGCCUUCAAAAACUAGGUUUUAAUGCUAGGUUUAGGAAUUUCCGUAUCGUAAACGUGCUCGGGACAUGCAGUAUGCCAUGGGGAAUUAUGAUCGUCAACUUCUCCGAGAAGUACAAGAAAGAUGCCAGCUACGAACCGGAGCUGCAUCCGGGCGUAACCUAUAAGCUGCACAAUCCAAAGGCUACGCUGAAAAUCUUCUCCACCGGCAGUAUCACAGUGACGGCUGCAAGCGUAGCCUACGUGCAAGCCGCCAUCGAGCACAUUUUCCCGCUGGUGUACGAGUUCCGUAAGAAGCGUAGCCCACAGGAAAAAAUCGAAAUGCAGAAGCAGACUGCGUUCGAUCCGGAAUCGUUAAUAGAGGAAGAUUGUGAUAUUGUAGUGGCGCCGACCAGUCGCCGGAUCGUCGUCGACGACGAGGACGACGAGGACGGGGAUGUGUUCGAUGAUGACGAAGACGUUAUCCUUACCAAUGCCAGUGGUAACAACACCAAAGCAAUAAACCAGCUGAAAGGUCGUCACCGAAUGUACAAGACACGCUACAGCAACGGUGGUGUCCAGAAGCGUCCCGCCGGCAAGGCGGACAACGAUCCAACCGAGGAUACAAUGUUCGUGUCGGACGACGACGUGGACGAUAUGAUAGAAAGCGAUGAAGAUUAGAUUGUAGUGUGAGUGUGUGAAGCUGGAAGAGAAACGCUUUAUUCAGUUUUUUUAUACCUACCACCCUUCUAUUAUUUUUUCAAUAGAAUGAUUGGGUUUUUUGCAAUGAA